CCGAUGAAGAAUCAAUUGACGACAUCACGUAAUUAGGUAGAUAGUUGUGAAAUAUGCUGCAAGUAAGAAUUGCAAUAUCAACAAAGUUCGUGAUGUUCAUCCCAUAAGGUUAACCGUAACUUAAACAAGCAAGGCAAGAAAUGGCGAUCCCUCCUCACGUCACGACCUUCCAUACCCUUCCAACCUUUUCAGUGCCAGAAUAUCAACAUUAACAUUAACAUCAACAUCUCAAUAACCUCAUCAACAACCCAUCAUCCAUCAUCCAUCAUCCAUCAUCCAUCAUCCCUCUAAACCUCAAACUCAACAUCAAUCAAUCAAAAGCACCUAGACCUACAAAAAUGGCAACCCGCUUCGCCAUGCGCCGUCUCGCGACCCCGCAAACCUUCCGCAGCUUCUCCACCACCCGUCCAGCAUUCAUCAAAGUGGGUGAUAAAAUCCCCAACCUCAAUACCUUGGUUGAGGAUUCUCCCGGUAACAAAGUAAACUUGAGUGAGCUUACUACUGGAAAAGCGUUGAUUAUUGGGGUACCGGCUGCUUUUAGUAUGUGCUCUUCUUCUUCAAUUGAUUUUUAUGUCACUUUCGUUCUUUGUUGAGAUUUCCGGAUUUGUAUUUUUAUAUUCAUGAACAUUGUUUAUGCUGAGGGAAAAUCUUGGAUAUGCAGAUUUAAAGAGAAAAGGAAUCAAACUUGCUAACUCUAAAUUAGGCCCCUCAUGUUCAAAUUCCCAUAUUCCAGGUUAUAUCAAUCAUCCUAAGCUCAAGGAAGCUGGUGAUGUGUUUGUAGUUGCUGUUAAUGAUCCAUUUGUGUAAGUGAGCAAUCUUGAGGAAUUUGGUUCUCGUUCUCCUAUACUUCUCGCUAGUAGAAUCAUCGGGAAUAUCACGAGAUAUCACAUUAUCACAUGGAUGGAUAUACAGCAAUCGAUUAUACUAAUACUUUUUCUAGCACCAAAGCAUGGGGCUCAACUCUCGAUCCUACUGGUGAAUCUGGUGUAUGUUAUUCUUCCAUCUUUCUAUCUUAUACACCUACCCAUUCUCCCCUGGCCCAAACUAUCCAUCUCCCUUUUCACCUCCUUCCUCCCUGGUCCCCUCGAUGCAUUUCAUCCCAAUCCGCAAUGCCAUCUUCAAAUCAAAUCCCUUUAACCCUAUAAAAAACCCCACUAACCCUCCCCCCAAAGAUCCGCUUCCUCGGCGACCCAACCGCCUCUUUUACAUCCGCCCUUGACCUAACCUUCGACGGUACCUCCAUCUUCGGUGGUCCCCGCAGUAAACGUUACGCCAUGGAAAUCGAAGAUGGAAAGGUUAAGGCUCUUCAUGUUGAACCUGAUAAUACUGGGUUGAAUGGUAUGUAGACUUAAGAUCUUCUUUUGCUAUUCUCUCUUCCUCGCCUUUUUCUUUACCUUCUAUACACCUUCUUCAUUUCAUCCUCAAUGUUUUACUCUCCAUCCGUCUCAUGCGAUCUCUCUCUCCCACAUAAACCCCAGAAAAUACCCCCAAGAAAGCAAAACAAAAAAGCUAACACACACCUUUCCCCAUCUAGUCAGCGCCGCCGAAAAAGUCCUCGGGUAAAGAGAUCAAACCAUACACAUUAAAAUACCCUACCUACAUUACCUACCUAGCUAGCUAGUUAUAAUAAAAUAAAAUAACUACUCCAAACAUCAAACAUCAAAA
Molecule: messenger RNA, 1665 nt
Organism: Sclerotinia trifoliorum
Lineage: Eukaryota; Fungi; Ascomycota; Leotiomycetes; Helotiales; Sclerotiniaceae
Source: the annotation of a GenBank genome assembly